UGGGUUCAGUCUUGCUCCAGCUACGAUCAAUGUAACAACGCCCGAAAGUUGGCGCUGAUAUCAUAGUGUUGUGUUUGUUGCCAUAGUUCGGUUUGGAAGCUUUAAAUAGGCAAUAACUCUAGUGUAGUAGACUUUUAACUCUUGAAAAACGCGAAAAGACGCCCGCCGGAAAAUGAUGAAAAGAGCCACCAGCUUGUCGCCGGUUAAUCCGAUUCUCAAGAAAUCCAGACUCGAUUUCGGAGCCACCUUGACGAGUACGACAGCGGCCUUCACCAACAACAACAACAACAGCAACAACGAUUACCGGGCCUCCGAGAUGAAUAGCGUUCACACUGCCAACAUUGCCGAAGUGCACGAAAUGCCCAUGACCGUCAUCAGCCGGCCGAUUCCUCCGGUGCUGGACGAUGGGAAGGUCCAAUCGCUGAUGCAGUCCAUUCAGGACCCCACCCAGCUGGCAACGGUUCCGCCGAUCGACGUCCUCUGGAUCGAGGGCUCCGAAGGGGGCAACUACUACUACAGCUUCGGUGGGUGCCAUCGGUUCGAGGCGUACAAACGCCUGGGCCGACCGACCAUCACGGCCAAGCUGAUCAAAUCGUCGCUGUCCGAUCUGCAGCACUACCUCGGCGCUAGCUGUCCGAAGCACCUCAAGUGAACGGGAAGGCCCCGCCGCGGCCAGAGAGAGAGAAAGGACGGUUCGGAUGAUAUUCCAGCUUUUGAUAUGUCACGCGUGUUUCAGAUUUACGUUUUAUUUUACGCAUCUCGUCUACCAACUAAGUCAGAGUAGAUAGUUGUUAAGGAAAUCGUUAAACUGCUUAGAUUUAGUGUUAAUUUUUACAAAAACAAACGGAAAUAUAACGAUAUUUUACAAUCUCCUUCGUGUAACACGGUGUA
Messenger RNA from Aedes albopictus (Asian tiger mosquito), 891 nucleotides. It is a transcript of the gene Srx, whose product is annotated as sulfiredoxin. Gene Ontology annotation, biological process: cellular response to oxidative stress. Gene Ontology annotation, molecular function: sulfiredoxin activity. The record is from RefSeq and is a predicted model, not a curated record. The coding region runs from base 173 to 652 and encodes 159 amino acids. NCBI's taxonomy places the organism in Eukaryota, Metazoa, Arthropoda, Insecta, Diptera, Culicidae. Gene Ontology annotation, cellular component: cytoplasm. The transcript has 3 exons.